CGAACUAACACUGUUUAGUUGUGUUUCUAUACUCAUCCAGUUUGAACAAAUAUUUUAUAGAAAAUAAUUAAUUUUUUAAACUCACGUUUGUGAAUUAUUUAUAAUAAAAUAUGCUUUCGUCGUGCUUUGGAUUGCCUUUGCGAACAGGAACAAAUAUUAUCGCGAUUAUUAAUUUGAUCGCAUCGAUUUGUUAUAUUUGUUAUUACAUUUGGGACUAUACUUUUAGUCACUCAACGGUAAGCAAAAGUUUGGAAUUCAAUGAAAUUGAUCAGUUAUUUGAAGCUACAGACAAAAUGGUUUUGAAUUACAUCACAUUAGUUUUUAUGCUCGUUGGAUUUUCUUCACUGUUCGCAAGUUUUGGCUUGAAACAAGCAACAUUGAAUAAUGCUACACACAAGAUUUAUCUGUGGCUUUUGAUUGGUUAUGUCCAACUUGGUACAGUUUUCACCAUUGAAAUUGUUGUACUUAUGAAACAUUCAAAUUUCGUCAAACAUCAUAUAUUUGGAUUGAUCGUAUACUUUGCGCUUUUGGACGCUAUUUUAGUAUACCAGCUGUUAGUAGUACAGUCAUUCUAUAAAGAAGAGAAAUUAAUUGAAGAGACCAAUUACUCUAGACUGCGUUCGGACUUAACAUCACAAAUUGAAGAACAAGAUGAAGAAGAGUUUCAAAAUGUAGAUCUUUAAUAUAUCUUUAAUCUUUGUAUUAUUCUUGUUUAUUUUUACGUAAGUAUACCUAUCUAGUAUGUACAUUUAUAAUGGGCACAUUAUGUUAUUAUUAUUAAAUUGAUGUUUUUGUAAAAUAUUUAAUUGACUAAUAAGGUAUAGUCUACAUACUAAGCUUUUAAAUGUUGUUAUAUGUAAACAAAUCAUUUUUAACUUCUUCUAAAACCAAUAUAAGUAAUACAAGAUUUUACUGCUAAGCGUAGAUGAUGAGCAAAUCCAAUUUGAUUCAAUUUUAACUUUAGAAAUUAUGUUAAUACAUCACAUGUAUAUAAUAGUAUUUAGUUGAUACAGCCAAUACACGCAUAGUUAUGUUAAUUUCAAUUUUAACCCUUCAUUAAAAAAAAAAAACUAUAUUUUUUAAAGCUAUACAUAAUUAUAAGUUAUAACCAUUUAAAAAUGAAAUAAUUUGUAAAACUAUAUGUUUGUAGGUAAUUAUUAUACAUUAAAUUACAUAUUAUGUAAAAAAAAACUCCAUGGACGUACUCACAGGAUGGAAGGUUAAUCCUCCUCCAUAGAAAAUUCCUGAGAACGCCCCUGAACAACUCCCAUUUUUAUAAUUUCAAUGUAUUACAAAAAGAUUUUGUGUAUGAAAAAUUUAAAAUUUUGUUUGUAAUCAAUAAUUUACGAACUCGUUACUAUUUUAAUCAAAACUUAAAAUUUAAUUACCCUGUUCUUGUAUCUAUUAGUAAUCCAUUUAUUUAAUUAAUUAUGUUAUUAAUUAGUUUAAUUCUUUAUUUAUUUUAUUGUAUCUUGUGACUUGUUUUAUUACAUUCAUCAAAUAUUUAUGUAAACUAACCAAAAUUAUAUCGUAUAUGCAAUAAAAAAACAACAUUAUUAAGAA
This is a messenger RNA of Rhopalosiphum padi (bird cherry-oat aphid), 1563 nucleotides long. RefSeq lists its product as uncharacterized. The record is from RefSeq and is a predicted model, not a curated record. NCBI's taxonomy places the organism in Eukaryota, Metazoa, Arthropoda, Insecta, Hemiptera, Aphididae. The coding region runs from base 111 to 683 and encodes 190 amino acids. The transcript has 5 exons.